This is a messenger RNA of Thunnus maccoyii (southern bluefin tuna), 5574 nucleotides long. RefSeq names its product potassium channel subfamily T member 2 (gene kcnt2b). Bases 342 to 4052 code for a protein of 1236 amino acids. The record is from RefSeq and is a predicted model, not a curated record. Lineage: Eukaryota; Metazoa; Chordata; Actinopteri; Scombriformes; Scombridae. The transcript has 30 exons. Gene Ontology annotation, molecular function: intracellular sodium-activated potassium channel activity. Gene Ontology annotation, cellular component: membrane. Gene Ontology annotation, biological process: potassium ion transport.
UUGAGAGAGAUAACCAGUUGCUCUCCAGCUGUCACAGUAAAAGUGGAGCCUCCCCUACGCACCGACGGAUGAGCAUCCUCUACCUGUUGCCUCGGCGGGAAGAAAAGUAGAGCUGCAUUCAGACGGGUGCCAAAAAAAGAAAUAAGUUGAUUUUUCUUUUUAGGGGGGAGGUCGAGGAUGAUGCCAUGAAGUGUAUCAUCAAUGUGUUUGUCAUCAAUCAACGUUUUGAAUAGAAAGAGGAAAAGGAACGGAGUUGGUUUUGGGGUGGUCCACCUCCUCGGUGUGGAGGUGCGGUUUGCGGUGAUCUUUGUCUCUGUCUCUGGGCUCUGAGGAGGAGAGCCAUGGUCGAACUGGAAAAGGAGGUGCUCCCGCUGCCCCCUCGGUACCGGUUCCGAGACCUGUUGCUCGGGGACUGGCAGACCGACGACAGGGUGCAGGUAGAAUUCUAUGUGAAUGAGAACACUUUCAAGGAGCGCCUCAAGCUGUUCUUCAUCAAAAACCAAAGAUCCAGUCUGCGGGUGCGAAUGUUUAACUUUGCACUCAAAGUGCUGAGCUGCCUCCUCUACAUUGUCAGAGUCCUACUGGACAAUCCGCAAGACAAAAGGCAGGACUGCACAAGUGGAGUGAACUGCACCAAACAAAAUACAUCAUCCCGUCCCUGGAGUGAGUUUGACUGGAAACUGAUCAUCUGGGUGGAUAGACCUCUACCGCUGUGGGCACUGCAGGUGCUUGUGGCUUUCAUCAGCUUUUCAGAAACUAUGUUGCUUGUGUAUCUCAGCUACAAGGGCAACGUUUGGGAGCAAGUGUUACGUGUCCCCUUCAUUCUGGAGAUGAUCAGCGCCGUUCCCUUCAUGAUCACUGUGAUUCUGCCCUCGUUCAGAAAUCUCUUCAUCCCUGUGUUUCUCAACUGCUGGCUGGCCAAGCACGCUUUGGAGAACAUGAUAAAUGAUCUCCAUAGGGCGAUUCAGCGGACACACUCAGCCAUGUUUAACCAGGUGGUGAUACUCAUCAGCACACUGGUCUGUCUCAUGUUUACAUGCAUCUGUGGUAUCCAACACCUCGAACGAGCGGGCAACAACCUCACCUUGUUUGAUUCGCUUUACUUCUGCGUGGUCACCUUCUCCACGGUGGGCUUUGGAGAUGUCACCCCCCAGAUCUGGCCCUCACAGCUCCUGGUGGUCAUCAUGAUCUUUGUGGCACUCAUCGUGCUUCCCAUCCAGUUUGAGCAGCUGGCCUUUCUGUGGAUGGAGCGUCAGAAGUCCGGGGGGAACUACAGCCGCUACAGGGCGCAGACGGAGAAACACGUGGUGCUGUGUGUCAGCUGUCUUAAGAUCGACCUCCUCAUGGACUUCCUCAACGAGUUCUUCGCUCACCCCCGACUGCAGGACUACUAUGUGGUGAUCUUGUGCCCAGCAGAGAUGGAUGUCCAGGUUAGGAGAGUCCUUCAUGUUCCUUUGUGGGCCCAGAGAGUCAUCUACCUACAGGGGUCUGCCCUCAAAGACCAAGACCUGAUGAGGGCCAAGAUGGACGAUGCUGAGGCCUGCUUUAUCCUCAGUAACCGGUUUGAAGUGGACCGCAUUGCCGCCGAUCAUCAGACCAUCCUCCGAGCCUGGGCGGUAAAAGACUUUGCUCCAAAUUGCCCCCUGUAUGUCCAGAUUCUCAAGCCAGAGAACAAGUUCCACGUCAAAUUUGCAGAUCAUGUGGUGUGUGAAGAAGAGUUUAAGUACGCCAUGCUGGCUUUAAACUGUGUGUGCCCUGGUACCUCAACACUCAUCACUCUAUUGAUCCACUCCUCCAGAGGACAAACUGCGCCCCAAGAGGCCUUCAAGCAACGUGUAGGAGCCUUUCAGGCCCUUAACAGGGAAGGCGGUGCCUGUUCAGCAGACCAAUGGCACCGAACCUACCGGCGCUGCUCAGCCAAUGAGGUGCAUCACAUCCGCCUGGAGGAAAGUAAAUUCUUCGGGGAAUACCAGGGCAAGAGUUUCACCUUUGCCUCCUUUCAUGCUCACAAAAAGUAUGGAGUGUGUUUGAUCGGAGUACGCAGACUGGACACCACCAACAUCCUGCUGAACCCUGGUCCCUGCCACAUCAUGGGAGCCUCUGACACAUGCUUUUACAUCAAUAUCUCCAAAGAGGAGAACUCAGCAUUUGUGAGGGGCCAGAGGGAGCCAUCAUGGGGCGGCAUGGGGGGAAAUGCCAGGGGAGUCCACCAAACCAUCUACCAUGGACUCACCCGCCUGCCAGUCCACAGUAUCAUUGCCAGCAUGGGCACAGUGGCCAUCGAUCUGCAGGACUCCAGUGACAGCAGCCCAGAAGGCCAGGACCCGGGGAGCACAGGGCUUGGCAGCGGAAGAGGGAGCAGGAGCAGCUCCAGGACAGAGAUGGGAGGCGCUAAUACUUUGGCCCUACCUGCCAUGGGAGAAUCUGCCGAGGAGAGGCGGCACAGCAUCGCCCCCGUCCUGGAGCUGGUAGAUGGCGUCAACCCUACCUUCGACCUGCUGGGAGACCAAUCAGAAGAUGAGGGAGGAGAGGAGGGCAAGGAGGACAGUGAUAAAGAUGAGAGCGCCCACUGGUGGGGUCGACAUUGCGAGUGGGUGAAGGGAUACCCGCUGAACUCUCCGUACAUCGGCAGCUCUCCUGCGUUGUGCCACCUUCUACAAGAAAAGAUGCCCUUCUGCUGCCUGCGCAUGGACAAGGCUUGUCACCAUAUCCCUUUUGAGGAUGCCCGCUCCUACGGCUUCAAAAACAAAUUGAUCAUUGUGUCAGCGGAAAGUGCAGGGAAUGGUUUAUACAACUUCAUUGUGCCUCUACGGGCCUACUACCGACCCAGGAAGGAGCUCAACCCCAUCGUGCUGCUGUUGGAGAGCAUACCUGAAGCAGACUUCCUGGAGGCAAUCUGUUGGUUCCCUAUGGUGUUCUACACAGUGGGCUCCAUCGACAAUCUGGACAGUUUGCUGCGAUGUGGAGUGACUUUCGCCGACACCAUGGUUGUGGUUGACAAGGAGAGCUCCAUGAUUGCAGAGGAGGACUACAUGGCUGAUGCAAAGACCAUCGUCAACGUCCAGACCCUCUUCAGACUGUUCCCUGCUCUUAGUAUCAUCACUGAGCUCACACACCCAGCCAACAUGCGCUUCAUGCAAUUCAAAGUCAAAGAUCACUACUCUCUGGCUCUGUCCAAACUGGAAAAGAAGGAAAGGGAGAAGGGGUCCAACUUGGUGUUUAUGUUCCGCCUGCCCUUUGCAGCAGGGAAGGUGUUUAGUGUCAGCAUGCUGGACACACUCCUCUACCAGUCAUUUGUGAAGGACUACAUGAUCUCCAUCACCAGGCUGCUGCUGGGUUUAGACUCCAUGCCGGGCUCAGGUUUCCUCUGUGCUAUGAGAAUCACAGAGGAUGACUUGUGGAUCCGAACCUACGGCAGGCUCUACCAGAAACUAUGCUCCUCCACAGGAGACAUUCCCAUAGGCAUCUACCGAACUGAAGCCCAAAAGCUUCCGGUCUCUGAGUCCCAGGUAUCCAUCACAGUGGAAGACUACGAGGACACCAGAGAACCCAGAGAGCCCCUGUUGUCCCGGACUGGCGCUCACCGCAACUCCACCUCCUCUGAGCCCAUCUCAACCUCCUCCCACUCCUCGGACCACCCACUGCUCAGGAGGAAGAGCAUGCAGUGGGCACGGCGGCUGAGCAGGAAGGGAGGUCGGAGCUCCAGCGGGGCCAAGGGGGCUGCGGGCAGUGCUGCAGAGAGGAUCAGCCAGCAGAGACUGACCCUGUUCAGGCGCUCGGAGAGGCAGGAACUCAACGCCCUGGUGCGAACGAGGAUGAAACAUUUGGGCCUUUCUCCCACUGGAUUCAAUGGGAUGACAGACCAAGGGAACAGACUAUCUUACAUCCUCAUCAACCCUUCCCCAGACACCAGACUGGAGCUGCACGAUGUUGUGUACCUGAUCAGACCAGACCCCCUCUCUCUGGUACCCAAUCAAGGUAGCAGCAGGAAGUGCAGCGCCGGGCUCACAGAGAGCCACAGGUUUGAUACGCAGGACAGCACCCAUCUGUGAGAGAAAAAAAAAACAAAAAGACAAAUAUACUGUCAAAACACUGUCAAAACAACAACAACACGCUCAAGAAAUCAAGGAAUAGUGAGACAGAGAGCGAUGCAGCCAGAUGGCCCUCGUAUUUUCUCAACAUUCAGUCUUGGUGAACUCAGUGGUGCCGGAAAUGCAUGGACCUUUUCUAUAACGAUGGGAAUGUUUUAUUUAUGCACCUUCCUAUUUUCAAAGCAGAGAGCUGGGGACACAGAAGUGCAUUUAAUGAAAAACUACAUGUAUUUAUAUCCGUGUACGUGCAUGUUCUGUACUGCAUCAUGUAUGUGCGGUGUGUAUGUAUGUAUGUACUGUAUGUGUGUGCAAAUGUGCGAAUGAAUGUGUAUGUAUGCUUAUGGAUCAAGAGCAAGACACUGCCAAUUUUAUCCGGACAGCCAAAGGAAUCUGCUGCCAAAAGGGAUGUAUUUUUGUGUCUUUCUCUGUGUCGUAGGUGUGUUUCGUCACACUUAAUGUUGUUUAACGUAUUGGAAACUGAUACUACAGUGCACACACCCUGUUAAUUUUUUUUUUCUUCUUCUUCUUCUUCAUAAAGUCUUUUUGAAACUUUUUACCUGUUGCUUACACUCUCAAACGCACACAUCCGUUUUACGCUCACCAGCAGCGGAGGAAUCCAAAGAGCACCAGUCUGAAUAAUGGACAUAAAUAGACAGCGAGCACGCAUCAUCAGUCCAGGGCAUUCAGUCGCACUGCUGUCGUCAGCAGUCGCACUGAAGUAUGUUCUUGUCUUCAGCUGUGUGAGUACUCUGGAAACAAACCUGUUCCUGUUUUAUUGUUUGCCUGUUUUUCUUAAAGUCCCACUCUCUCUGCUUCUGUCAGUGUGAGCUGUCCCGCCACCAGCUUGCUUUUGCUGACAUGCAUGUUAGAGAUGCAAGGGAUGGACAAAAUAACAGGAACAUGUACCGUAAUAUAAUGCCAUCCAGUACGAUAGCCCUGCAAUAAAUACUACUUUUGUGAAGCUUAUAAUUUAACAUUUUUGAGACUGUCAGAGAGCUGUUGGCUCAACUCUGUGUUGAAGCUGUAUUAUAAGCUUUACAAGUAAAUAUUUGCUGUAUUUAUUGCACACUGCAAUAAAUAUCCACUUUAACAAGUAGUUAGUUUGCUAAUUUAGAAUUAAAAUCUGCAAUAUAAUUUGCUUUUCAUUCACAAAAAAUCUUAUUUUUCUGAUAACAAGUGAAAAAAUCUGCCACUAGGGUGAGAUCACCACUUGUUUAUCAGCAUAUUGUAUUGUAUUUCAUAAUUUUUCAGCUGUUUAAAGAGACGUGAUUCGAAUCUUUAUAUAUUACAGUAAAUUACUUGUUGGGGUGGACAUUUAUGCUGUUUACCAAGGAUUUGCAAGCCUCUGUGAAUCUUUUGUCAGAAAUUCUGAAUGUGCCAUUUCACAUAGAAAUGGUGUGGCCAUGUGGUGGGAAUGCAAACUGGCAUCCCCGCCAACACCACUGCUGUAGCUGCCAUUAUAACAGAUGAAGAUAUGUACAUA